AUGAAUUUCAACUAUAUUAUAAAGUCUAAUGAAUUAAAAUAUGAGAAAGGGAAAAGUAAUGAGUUUUAUGUUUCUUCUAAAGGAUCGAUAGAUAUUAAUAAUGAAAAUUUUGUGAAGCAUUACGAAAAUUACUUAAAAAAUGAAAAUAAAUUAUUCAUAUAUUCAUGCCAUCAAUUGUUUGAAGCAUCAAACUACAAUCAUUUGGAAAAAAUUUUGUGUAAUUAUGGAACCAAUGAUGUUGUAGAGAAGUUUAAUGCAAAACUAUCCUGUGCUCAAGGGUUUAAAAAUGAAUUAGUAGAAAAUUACAAAAUGUCUAAAGAAGAUGAAUAUCUGGAAAAUGUAUUAAAGAGAGAAAAACACACAACAUACCAUAAUAUUAGACAAAAUUGUAUUGUAAAAAUGGAAAAAGAGUUUAAUAUAAAGACUAAAGAAGAGUACGACAAUUUUGAAAGACACGAAAUAGAAAAACAAGAUUUUCAAAAAAAAAAAAAGAUUGAAAAUAUUUUAUUGGAUAUAAUAAAUGCUUCAAUAAAAUUAAAAAAAAUUGAAGAUAAUUAUGGGGAUCAUUUUUUAUACGAAAAAUUAUUUACUUUAGAAAAAAAUUUGUUUGCAAAAAAAAUAAAAAACAUUGAUGAACAUGUUCAGGCAAAUAUCCAUUUGAAUCAGACAAACAAUAGAAUUAUUGAAUAUACAAAAAAAAUAAAAAGUAAUAACAUAUAUUAUAAAAAUGAAGAUAAUAAUGAAUUAAAUAAAUUUAUAUCAACCUCUACUAUUUUAAAGGAUCAAAAAAUAGACAAUUUCUUUUUCUUAAACUUGAGAGAUGUCUCUUAUUUAGAUAAAAAUAACAACAUCGAAAAACGGGCAUUCAUAAGUCUAAUAGAAUAUUUAAGCGCAAAUUCAAAUGUUUUAAACAUAAAAAAUAAAUUUCCAAGUAUCGAUUUUUUGAAUAAACUUUCAAACAAAUUGUGGGACCGAUAUUUUAAUUAUAAAGAAAAAAUAUUAGACCAAAUAAGUUAUCCCGACUUUAAUCAUGUAAAUGAACAAAUGGUUAUAAAUUUUGAAAAUACUGACAAGACUUUUCAAUAUUCGGCUAGUGACUAUUCAGAAGGAAAAAUAAAUGGAUUGGGAGUUUUGAAGUUUUUAAUUUUAAACAUAUUCCGAAAAAGGGUUUAUAUUAUUUUUUUUUUUUUUCGAAUAUUUAGCUCGAUGAAUUUCGGUUCAAGACUCAAAAUACCUUUAAAAAUAGUUAUUACCGGAAAAAUUAAAAAAGAAGUUAAAGUUUUAGCAAAAUAUUUAAAAAAUAAAUAUUCCUUAAAGGUCUAUGAUUUUGAUAAGAUACAAAAAGAGGCUGAAUAUAUUUGUCAAAAAAAUAAUGUAAAUAAAAAUGUGUCAGAUUUAAAUGGAGAAACAAAUGAAGAGGGUUGUCAAAAUGCAAAAUAUAAAAUAUCCAAGAAGCUUAAGAAAAUAAUAAAUAAAUUAAAACAAGAGGAAAUAAGUGACUAUACUAAAGACAUACUUUAUGUUGAUUUAUUAUAUUAUCGAAUAAAAUAUGACAAUGAUAUAUUUCUUAAUAUCAAUAAAAAAUGCAAAAAAUAUAAUGGAUAUAUUAUCAUUAAUUUUUUUUAUUCACUAAGACAGUAUAUACUUUAUGAGCUUAAAUUCAAGAACCGCUUUUUUUUAAAUAAUUUUGUCCAUAAUAAUUUAGAUAUAGUUAAAAAGGCUCGAAGUUUGCUUGAAUUGGAAACGACAUAUCUUAAAAAAAAUGAAAACAAGGAAAAUGUGAUGGAGGAAAAUGGUCAUGCCUCAAAAGACAUAAAUAGGGAGGAUGAAACAAGCAAAGAUAUUGCAAAAAAUAAUAAAAGAAAAAAAAAUAAAUUACAAAAAAAGUUAAAUUCAAUUAUGAAUGAAGAAAAUGAGAUAGGAAACCAAAGUAAUGAUAGCUACAUUAAUUAUAUUGAAAAAAAGAAUAUUUUAUUUUUUUCUAAUUUUAUUUGUAAAAUUUUUGAUAUAAAUAAAAUGAAAAAUAAAGACAAAUUUGAAUCAAUAGAUAUGCAUUUCCAUAUAAAUAUAAAUAAAAGAAAAAUGAACAAAUAUUUGUAUAGAUACUUUAAUAAAAAUAAUAUAUAUUAUUCUAUAAGUUGUCAUAAAUGUGAGGAUGUGUGUGAAGAUAAAGACAAAUUUGAAUUUGGAUAUGAAGGAAAAAAUGAAAAUCCAGACCUUCAUUUACGUAUUUAUUUAAAAAGGCUAACUAAAAUUGGGAUAGAAAAUCAACAUGUUUCAAAUAUAGAAACAAAAAAGAAAUAUAUUAUGAUAAAGUGCAACAUUGUUUUAUUAUGCAAACAUUUAAAAAAAAAAAAAAAUAUAAAAAAAAAAAAUGAAGGAAAAUGUAGCUUUUUAAAAUUAGAAAAAUAUUAUGAAGAGAAAAACAAAGUAGCAAAAUAUUCGUAUCCAUAUUUAAUCAAAAAAAAUUUCCAAUAUGAUAAAAGUUAUGUUGAAAUAAAUAAAUUUUUAAAGAGUUACACAAACUCUCCAAGAAUUUAUGUUUUAAAAAAAUAUAUUUUUAAAUAUUCAAGUAAAAUAAUAAAAAAAGCAAUUAUUUCAUUGAAAAAGAUUUCUAAUGAUUGUGGAGAAAGACAGGAGUUAAAAACAAGUAUAGAUAACAUUGUAGAUAAGGAUAAAAUAUAUAAAUAUGUAAAACGAAUAAAUAUAGACAAAAAUUUAGUGAACUAUUUUAGAGAGCGAUAUUUAAAUAUAAUAAGAUCGUACAUAAUACAGUUGUUUAAUUUAUUUGCUUGGGAAGAAAAAUUUGAACAAAAUAUAAAAAAAAAUAUAAAACAUAUAAAAAAAAAUGUCUAUUCAUUUAUAGAUUUUAUAGAUAUGCACAAAAUUAAUGAUGUUAUAAAAUUACAAAACAAUAUGACAAAAAUAGGAAUACAAAAUGAUAAGAGUAAAAUGUUAAUGCUUAAUAUGGUGAUAAAUAUUCAAAAAAAAAUAUGGAUAAAUAUACUGAAAGCUAAAAAUAAAAAUUAUAAAAAAAAAUAUAUAUAUAUUCAAACUUGGUUUUAUAGACAAUUAAUUUUUUUAACAUUUUUAAAAUUUAAUCAAAUUAAUAUAGAACAUAAAUUAUACACCGAUUUACAAUUUUUUGUUCAUGAGUUUAUUUACUCUCUAUUACAUUAUGACAAUAUAAUGUUGUGUAAAAAUGAAGAUCGAAAUAAAUUUUAUGUUUUUAAUUAUUUCCCAAAAAAUAUAAAAGAAUUAUUUAUAUAUGAAAAUGGUAAUUAUCAUUUUCCUUUUUAUAAUUUAAUGAAGAAAGAUAGCACCAAAUUUUUUGUAGACAUACCUGAAGAUAACCAUAAUAAAAAAUCCAACAAGCCAAACAAUUCUGAAAAUAAAAAUAAUAAUAUAAAUCAAUAUUUAAAACAUGAACAAAGUUAUAUAUUUUUAGCAAAAGAAUAUAAAGCUAUAAGUAAUUUUAUUUUUUAUUAUAAACUUGAUGAAAUAAUUAAUAAUUCUAUAAUUUCCUUACGAAAUAAAAUAUAUAUUUUCCAAGACAUUAAUAACAAAAUCAAUGCAUUUGUUACUUUACAUUAUACAUGUGUUUACAACCGAUUGAAUUAUGUGUGUGACUUGGUUAGAAAUUAUAUACUAGCAUUUAAGCCAAUUCCUAGUCACUUAUUCGAUACAUUAAAUGGGAACUUUUAUAAUAAGCUCGAUGAUGUUACAAAAUUAGAAAAUGAAAUAUCGUUCAAAGAUGGUGAAGAAAAAAGUGAUUUUCAAAAGGAAAAAAAUAUUAACAUGAAAGCCAAAAUGGGAAACGAAAAUGAAAACGAUUUGUAUAUCACCAAUGAAGAAAAAUAUAGUUAUUUAAAUGGGGGAGAAAAAAAAAGAAUAAAAUAUGCAUAUAUAUUCAUACAAAAUAUUCUAAAUUAUAUAUUUAUUGAACAUUAUUUCCCAAUUAUAUCAAAACCUACUUUGGAAAAUUUUAUUAUAUGUAGUUUGAAUUUUAUAAAAAAUAAGUCCCAAAAAAAAGACGCUUAUUCAUUUUUUGCUUAUAACCUUUUAAAAAUAUAUUUUAAGAAAAACAAAAUUAUAGACAUAAAUAUAUUUUAUCUUCCAGAGUCUAUUAAAAAUGCUAAUACAUUGAAAGUGUUUCCUCAAAAUGGUAAGGAGUUGAGUCAAUAUAUUUUUGUUCUAGACUUUUUCUUUUUCCUUCUUUUUUUUUUUUUUAAUUCAAAGCAUAAUGGAAAAAACAGCCAAAAAAUGAUUUUGCAGAACUAUUUAAACGUUUUGGAGGAAAAAAUGGAUAAGGAAGGAAUAAUGAAAAAAUGUGAAAAAAUAAAGAUAUUAAGAAAUUGUCUUUUUUCAUAUGAGGAACUAGUAAAACCUAAAAAUGUUACAUUCACAGAUAGGGAUAAUAUACAAUCAGGAGAAAUAAAUGUAGAAAAUAAAAGUAAAAAAUUAUGUAUAUCAUUUGAUGAAAUGGAAAAAUCUAAAAUGAAUUUUAUUGAUACUGAUUGUAUUUGUAUUGAAGAAAAAGAACAAAAUUUGGAGGGCUUGGAAUAUUUCAAUUUUCAAGAAUUUAGCAACUUAUGUAUAUUUAACAUUUUCUUGAAUAAAAAAAAAGAAAAAAAAAAUUAUAAAUAUGAAAUAUUUUUACUGAACAAGUUUGUUUUUAGGUUUUUAUUCACAUUUAGUCAAAUGCCCUAUUUUUAUGAAAAUGUUAAUGUUUAUAUAAAAAAUUAUUUAUUUAAAAAAAGUUCAAAUUUUUUGUCUUUAUUUGAAAAGUGUGUGCAAGAAAAAGUUGAGACAAUUUCCAAGAGUAACAGCAAUGCUGAAAAAAUAUACAAAGCACAUGGGUGUGAAAAAAAAAAAAUAAAUACUUAUAUGUCAUGGAAUACAAAAAAAAAGGUAAUCAGCAAUAAAAAUAUCGUUAAAAAGUUGCAUUUGUUUUGGUGCUCUAUAAAGGCCAGAGAUAUAUUGAUAUUUUUUUGUAAUAAUUAUAAAUAUAUUUUUAAAAAAAAAAAUUGUAUAAAUAAACUGGAGUAA
Plasmodium vinckei vinckei is the source of this 5049-nucleotide messenger RNA. Its product is annotated as conserved Plasmodium protein, unknown function. NCBI's taxonomy places the organism in Eukaryota, Apicomplexa, Aconoidasida, Haemosporida, Plasmodiidae. The record is from RefSeq and is a predicted model, not a curated record. Bases 1 to 5049 code for a protein of 1682 amino acids. The transcript is spliced from 14 exons.